Messenger RNA from Durio zibethinus, 1792 nucleotides. The record is from RefSeq and is a predicted model, not a curated record. Lineage: Eukaryota; Viridiplantae; Streptophyta; Magnoliopsida; Malvales; Malvaceae.
CAUUACAGCCUUACUUAAAUUGUCUUUGCAUUUGCUUAUCUAUUGACAUUUUCAACCAUUGUUUGUUGUGCUUUUGAAAAGCUUUCUGCUUUCUGUGUUUUGUUCAUCAAAGGCUUUUCCUUUUGGGGUUCUCUCAAGAAACAUAAAAAAUGUAUCAUUUUUUUUGGUCAUUGCUUUCCUAUCAUGGUGAAAUGAAAAAAAAGGCACAACGAUAAAAUUUUCUUCGAUAGAGAAGUUGGGUUCUUGUUAAAAGAAAGUGGGUCUUUUUCUUUGUUUAAUCAUCACCAAACUUUUAGUGCCAUACAUCAAAAUAGUGGUUUUUUUUUUUGGUUAAAUUAUCAUCACUUUUCAAUUGCAACUCUUCAAGUUGUAUCAUUUGAGUUGUUUUUAACGCUAAAAGUGUUGUUAAUAAAUCACAUUAGCUUUCUUUUAAUGACUUUUAGUCUUUAAUCAUAGCUUAAUGCCCUUCCCUACUUACCAUUACCAUGGAACUUUCUAGCUUCAUAAAUUUUAAUAUUAAAGUCUAAAAGAACACUAGCAUACCUGUUUUUAAUUCGAUUUGUAGUUGUGGUUGUUUAUCCACUCAUGAACUCAUUCAACUCUUGUCCAACUACCUGGGAUUGGCUAAAUGUUGUCCACUUACUAGGAUUUCUUCUGAUUUGAUGGUGGUCCUCUGAUCAAGUUCCCUUGCUGGUUAUCCUAUCAUCAAGAGAGAAAAUGGAAUACGAGGACCGAUACAGGCUAACUCAAAGGCCCAAAUAUGAUUGCCUUCUGUUUGAUCUUGAUGAUACCCUUUAUCCCCUUAGUUCUGGUCUUGCAAGAGAAUGUGGAAAGAACAUUAAAGAUUACAUGGUUGAAAAGCUGCGAAUAGAAAAGGACAAAAUUGUUGAAUUGUCCGACCUCUUGUAUAAGAAUUAUGGGACAACAAUGGCAGGCCUCAGGGCAGUUGGUUACGACUUUGACUAUGAUGAGUACCAUAGUUAUGUUCAUGGAAGACUACCUUAUGAGAACUUAAAACCGGAUCCUCAAUUGAGGAGUCUAUUGCUGAGCUUGCCUCUUCGAAAAAUUAUCUUCACAAAUGCAGACAAGGUCCAUGCAGCUAAAGCUCUUAGUAAACUAGGAUUAGAAGGCUGUUUUGAAGGGGUUAUUUGCUUUGAGACUCUCAAUCCUACCCAUAAGAAUACAGUUUCUGAUGAUGAAGAUGACAUUGAGUUUUUGGGAUCAGCUGCUGCUUCAAAUGAUGUUCCUAGCAGCCCUGAAGUUUUUGACAUAAUUGGGCAUUUUGCUCAUCCCAAGCCAGGUGCAACAUUACCUAAGACACCCAUCGUCUGCAAACCACAAGAAUCUGCCGUAGAGCGUGCUCUCAAGAUUGCCAAAAUCAACCCUCAGAGAACAUUGUUCUUUGAUGAUAGUGUCCGCAACAUCCAGGCUGGAAAACGUGUUGGUCUUCACACUGUGCUGGUUGGCACUUCUCAGAGACCUAAAGUUGCAGAUUAUGCAUUAGAAAGCAUUCACAAUAUCAAGCAGGCAUUACCAGAGCUAUGGGAAACCGACUUGAAAUCUGAAGUCAGUUACCCUGGCCAGGUUCCCGUGGAGACAUCUGUGACAGCUUAGAUCCUAUGUUUAUUUCUUCUUACUAUUAUAAAAAGGAAAGGCCAUCAUGUCCAGUGGGAUCAUAUUGUCCCAAUUCCUUGUUCAGAUGAUGUAAAUGUCUUGUUCUGAUCUUCAUUAUAUAAAAUAUAAUUAAAUCUAUAAAAAAAAUGGAAAAUUCUCCUUUUUUUUCAGUUAAAAA